UUCAGUUUCAUAGUGGAGACAUCAGGGGGAGGGACUUGUGCAGACUCAAAAGCCUGAUGGUGCAGCCACAAGUGACAGAAAACAACAGAGACGGUGAAGGAGCCAGUUUCAUGAGGAGAGCAGAGCAGCUGCUGGAGACGUGGGAACAGAUGUGAGUUCAUCAGCAGCUCUGCACCAGACAAGCUUUAACACUGAGGGUUGGACUCGGGGAGAAAAGACAGGCUGGACAGACAGACCCCAUCAGAUAAAGCACAUCAAUGAAGACACCUGGCAUGGCGGUUUUCAAGGAACAGAAUGUGGAUGAUUUCUAUGAAAUUGGGGAGGAACUCGGAAGUGGGCAAUUUGCAAUAGUCAAGCGCUGCACAGAGAAGAGCACGGGCACCGAAUACGCCGCCAAGUUCAUCAAGAAGCGCCAAAGUCGGGCCAGCAGACGAGGCGUGAGGAGAGAGGAGAUCGAGAGGGAAGUGAGCAUACUGCAGGAGCUCCAGCACGCAAACAUUGUGUCCCUGCAUGAUGUGUACGAGAACCGCACAGACGUGGUGCUUAUCCUCGAACUGGUGUCUGGAGGAGAGCUGUUUGACUUCCUGGCUCAGAAGGAGUCUCUCAGCGAAGAGGAAGCCACUCAGUUUAUCAAACAGGUCCUAAACGGAGUCCAGUACCUCCACUCCAAAAGGAUUGCACAUUUUGAUCUAAAGCCUGAAAACAUAAUGCUGCUGGACAGGAACGUUCCUCUACCCCGCAUCAAAAUCAUAGACUUCGGCCUGGCACACAAAAUAGAAGCUGGUGCAGAUUUCAAAAACAUUUUUGGCACUCCUGAGUUCGUCGCUCCAGAGAUAGUCAACUACGAGCAACUGGGAUUGGAGGCAGACAUGUGGAGCAUCGGAGUCAUCACGUAUAUACUGUUAAGUGGCGCGUCACCUUUCCUCGGUGACAACAAGCAGGAAACGAUGGGAAACAUCUCGGCAGUGAACUAUGAGUUUGACGAGGAGUUCUUCAGCAACACGAGCGAGCUGGCCAAGAACUUCAUCCGACAGCUCCUGGAGAAGGACACGAGAAAACGGAUGACCAUACAAGACACCCUCAAUCAUCCUUGGAUCAAGCCUCUGAAUACCAGACAGGCCAUGGUGAAGAGGCUGUCAGUGGUGAACUUGGAGAACUUUAGGAGACAGUACGCCCGACGCAGGUGGAAGUUCUCAUUUAGAAUUGUGGCUCUGUGCAACCACUUGACGCGGAUCAUGAGGAAGGGCAACAAGCUGCCUGAGCAGGACGGGCGGGAUUGUGAAAGUGACCAAGAAGACGUAGACGUCCUGAAGAGACGACCAAGAACCAGAAAGAGAAGCAGCACUUCCUGAGAGCAACAACCACCGUGUCAAGCCCAAGUGUCAAGUUUGUUGUUUCAUGUUCCGGUUGCAAGUAGUCACUUUUUUCACGUUCACUUUGCUGCUGACAUUUUCUCAAAGAGCCAGCCACAGUGUCCGUUUGAGUAACGGCUGAUUAUGCAGCAUUUUUAUUGGUCAAGGCUACUUUGUCUUUUCCCAGUCGUAAAAACCAGCAGGUGAUAGACGACCUCCUGCAAUUUCUAAAUUCAAAUGUAGGUUUUAAAGAUGAAACGUGUUAUUGUUGACAGGAGCCGAGACACAACAACGUAGGCAGCUUCCUCUAAUAACUGCAGUCUUAAAAGUCCCUCUGUUUGACACCUGAGUAAAAAUAUUCCCUUUUUACUGUCAGGUGCAUGUAAUGAUUUGAAAGACUUGUGUUGUCCAAAGUAUAUGGACACAUAAAACGGUUUAGUGCUGCGGGAUGACAAGAUGCUGGCAGGUCUUCAUAAACAAAUGUUUACAUGUUGUUCUGCUUAAAUUACAGCAAUGUCUGUGUAACACACUGUUUACGGUCAACCUCUUUAUUUGCCUCAUCAUAAUUACCUGGAUUGUUCACUAUGCAGGCAUAUCUGUUGUAUUAAUAUAGGACAUUUGAAAUACUGUAAAUUACUUUCCGAUGGGAAAAUAGUUGCCUUUCAUUAUAUUUUUGAUGCAGUUGUUACUUUCUUGACAUCUUUAUAUUUAUGGUGUAAAUAUACAUAAAUGUAAGCCAAAUGUCUUAAGUUCAGUUUUACUCAUAUCUUAGCUCAAAAGGAAUGUUCACUGUCACCAACACACAUUUCUGUUCACUUGUAUGAAAUGUAAAUGGAACUUUUGUGUAAUAAAU
Messenger RNA from Paralichthys olivaceus (Japanese flounder), 2205 nucleotides. RefSeq names its product death-associated protein kinase 2b (gene dapk2b). Gene Ontology annotation, biological process: intracellular signal transduction; protein phosphorylation; positive regulation of apoptotic process. Lineage: Eukaryota; Metazoa; Chordata; Actinopteri; Pleuronectiformes; Paralichthyidae. Gene Ontology annotation, cellular component: nucleus; cytoplasm. Gene Ontology annotation, molecular function: protein serine/threonine kinase activity; ATP binding. The record is from RefSeq and is a predicted model, not a curated record.